Molecule: messenger RNA, 2322 nt
Organism: Paramecium tetraurelia
Lineage: Eukaryota; Ciliophora; Oligohymenophorea; Peniculida; Parameciidae
Exons: 2
Biological process (GO): regulation of membrane potential; potassium ion transmembrane transport
Cellular component (GO): membrane
Molecular function (GO): voltage-gated potassium channel activity
Source: RefSeq, a predicted model, not a curated record
AUGAAUAAUGUCGAAAAAGAAAUACAACAGUUCGAGAACAGUGAGUAAAUUUAUAGAAUAAGUAGCGUAUGGAAAAUGAAGCCUCUCAAGAUUAUUCAAAAAAUAGCUAUUUUUAUCACAAAAAUGAAACACUUUUCCCCUAUUUAUAGAUUUAAGAUUUUGAACAAGAAUAUAUUUUACCUGAUUAGGGAUCGAACUAGUUCAUUUUAAUAUUACCUAUAUAGUCGACUGUUAGAAAAUCAGCCUACAAGGUUUGGUGAAAUCAAGUACGAAGCCAAAUUAAUGAAUGCAAUUUGGUGGAGACUAUGGUCAUUCCUUAAAAGUAAUCAAACUGUAUUAUUACCUGCUGACAAAUUUCUAUUUGUGUGGGAUGUCAUCUUAAUGUUUGUGACGAUUGUGAAUAUAUUGUAUGUUCCCUUCUAGUUGUCAUUCGAUUUGGGCAAGGAAGAAAUUGGAAAUGCUUACUUAUUGUUUAGUACUCUUCCAAGUUGCAUAUUUUUAAUCGAAUUAAUCUUGAAUUUUUUUAAAGGCUAUUAUGUCAGAGGAAUAUUACAUACUUCCAAACAUGAUAUAUUUUGGCAUUACGUAAAAGGAGAGUUCAUUCUUGAUCUCACAGUAGUGCUACCCUUCAUAAUCUCAUGGUUCGGCUACUCAUUUGCCAAUUACCUUAUGUUGAUUCGCAUGACCAAGGUAAGAAGGACUAUGGUAGUCAUAGAAGAGAUCUCUAAUUUCAAAGAAAAGACAGCAGUAAUAUAUUCACUAUUCUGCUUGAUUUAUUCGCUUUUGCUGAUAUCUCAUUUUUGUGCAUGUUUAUUUCAUUACUUUGCCAUUCUUGAAAUAGAUAAUGGAUACUCACACACUUGGCUGCAUCAGCAAGGAAUAUACGAAUCAGAUGCAUUUGUAAAAUACUUUACUUCGUUGUAUUGGGUAACCAUAACCUCAAUGACUGUGGGAUAUGGAGACAUAGUACCUGUGACAACACCUGAGAAAAUACUUGUAACAUUUAUGACAUUUCUAGUUGUGGGUACAUUUGGAUAUGCCUUGGGAAUGAUUUAGAGCAUAUUCUACAAAUUAGCUGAAUAACAAAAUCUUAAUAAUGCUAAACUUAGAUUAGUGAGCAAUCACAUCAAAUAGAGGGGAUUAAAUACCUAAUUGCAAUUUAGAGUUCGGAAAUAUAUUGAAUAUUAUUUGUAAUUUAAAUAAGAGGAGGAAUUAGAUUUGGAUGAAUUGAUGGGACAAUUGAAUCCAAAAUUAAAAUAGGAAGUUCAAAUAGCAAUGUAUUUCAGUUAUUUCAAGAAAUCGAAAUUGUUAGGUUCAAAUCUUUCAGAUGAAAUACUAAAAAAACUAUGUUAUUGUGUUCAUGAAAGAACCUAUGCCCCUGAAGAAUUUAUAAUCAAGAAGGAUGAUCAUCCUGAGAAACUCUACAUUGUGCUCUCAGGAAAAAUCAAAUCAGUUUUGUUGGAUAGGACAAUCAAAAGAUAUGUAAGUGGUAAAUUAGUUUGUGAAAGAGAAUUCUUCUUUUAGGAUUAGAUGCAAUUUGACAUGGUGGCCUAAACAUUUGUCUAAGUAGCUUAUAUCAAUUAAAAUGAUUUCUUGAAUAUUCUUUAGAAAGACACAAGGUAGUAUGAAAAGUAUAGACUAAUUUUGGAUGGAACCUAAUUUGGAGACAACAACAAUCAGAUAAUUUGCGAGGCAUGUUCUAGUCAUCAUCAAUUCAAACAUUGUCCAUUAGUUUUCUUUAGGAAAAAUAAGAAUAAAGUUAUCUCAAUUUACAAUAGCAGUGUUGACCACGAAAGGCAAAUGUAUAUGAGAUAGAGAAAGAAAAGAAGGUUUAAUUCCUAAUUGGUUAAGGAAAGAGCCUUUGAAUAAUUUCUAGAGUAGAACAAAACACUUGCUGUGGUUGACAACAAGCUUCUCAUUAGAUUAGGUUUGCAAAGAAAUGAUGAAGACGAAGCAUCAUAUCCUGAUUAGACUUCAGUUCAUGCUCCUCAGUUAACUCCACAAAAUCAGUUAGAACAAAAAUUCGUUUUUAAGAAUAGGAUUACUAGGCAAGUGAGUCAUCGAUGUUUAUUUGCAGCUACAUCUUCAGGUAAUAAUGCCCAAGAAAAUUAAGAGGACAUUCAAACAUAAAUUUUUAAUUCUGAAACAAAUAUCGAUAAAGUAGAAGAAUACGAUUAUUAUUAUCCUCAUUAUAAUAUUACAAAAGUAAUUAAGUUGAUUAACAAUUAAAAUAUAUAUUCUAAAGUCUUGGAUAAGAUAAGAGGUCAUAAAAAUAGAUUUGCUCAAUAUAUUGCACGGCAGAUUAUGUAUAAAAUUUUAUGA